This is a messenger RNA of Onthophagus taurus, 3339 nucleotides long. RefSeq names its product Strumpellin and WASH-interacting protein (gene SWIP). Gene Ontology annotation, cellular component: endosome; WASH complex. Gene Ontology annotation, biological process: endosomal transport; endosome organization. The record is from RefSeq and is a predicted model, not a curated record. NCBI's taxonomy places the organism in Eukaryota, Metazoa, Arthropoda, Insecta, Coleoptera, Scarabaeidae.
AUGUUGGAACCGUCAUUGAUUGCAGAGAAAAAAUUUAAUAAAGAAACCGAGCGGUUAAUCGGCCAAGCUCAGUUGCAAAGAUACGGAACGUUUUUGGAGAAUUACCACAAGAAAUUGAAUUCUUUUAAGAAGAAAUUACAAAAUGAUAGAAAUGUUAAAAUAAAACCCAUCUCUUUAGAGUUUCAGCCUAAGGAAAAUAUCAAGUUACUUCAACUUAUCCACUCGGAUAAUAAGAUUUUAACUAAAAUUUUUGUUAGCUUACUCUCUGUUUGUCAGGAAAUAAAUUUACUCACGGAUGAAGCUCAAGAAUUUUAUGAACAUUUUAUACUUUACGAAGAAGAACAAGGUAAAGCAAUUAACAAAUUCAGCAAACUCCUUGAAACACUCCAAAAAGUUUCAUUUUUUAUUAAUCGUGCUCACCAAGUAAUCGUCUUGGUUUUGCGACAACUCAGUGGUAUUUUAGGGAAAGGUUUUUAUACGGGAAGUGCAACUUGUUCUUUUCCCGAACCGUUAGAUUGUCUCUCGGAACUUUUAGUUUGCUUGGCCGUAUUUGACACCCUCUUAAAUCGUCCGAUUAUCAAGGAACAUUGCGGGUUAUAUCGAAGAUCUUUACGAUAUAUGAUGUCAUCACCUGGGGAUUACGAAAUGACCAUGGAAAAUUUGCAAUGCUUAUUCCGAAAAGUUAAUGAUAUCGAAAAUAUGUUGUUAUCCGGAAAUAUUUUGCAGCACGUUAUGGAAAAAUGUUUAGAAGAAUCAUUAAUAACGUCCAUAAAGGGAUGCAGCUUAGCAAGCGAAUUUUUGUUGUACACCCAACAGCUUUUAAACGAUUUAGAAAAAGAUGAAGAUGGUAUUACGUACACGCAAUUCUUUUUACAAGCAAAUACUUUGGUUGCUUUUCAAACGAUCCUCUUUGGAUCGAUGGAUAAAAGAAUUUUAAAGCGUCUCAUGGACAUAAAUAAAAAAACAACUGUUUGUACGAUUUACGGGAAUGUUCUUUGGUAUCCAGAAAAAUUUCUCACAACACACCUAUCAACGACUGACAAAAUUGAUGUAAAAAUGUUCCAAACGUGUCGUUUAAAUCAAAUAAACAUACGAUGUCAAAACUUGCUAAAAGACACAAAUUUGAUUUAUUUACAUGCUUACAAUUGGAUGGUUGAUAUAAAUUCCUUGACUAAAGUCAAUAUGAGUCAAUUACAAGUCCACCAUUUAAACGAAGCUUGUAAUCUUUUAAUAGAUGGUGUAAAAAUGUCGAAAAAAUUUUGCGAACUACUAAAAUGGAUCACUAAUCUUCAUGCUGAUGAGGGAAAACCGAUGUCGAAAUCGGUUUUGGUCGUUUUAUGUAAAUUAAUUGAGAUCUUAAAAAGUUUUCAAUUCAUUUUUACUAACCACCAAUUACCGUUAACUUACAUUCUUUUAAUGAUUAUGCAACAUUUAAAUCAUAAAGCUUUGAGUAUUUUAAUUAACAUUAAGAAAGGUUUAAAGACUGAUAAGGCUUAUAAGGAACAACAUUUGGAUGUUUUGUCAGCUUUAGUCGUUGCUGAACAUGCUUUAAAUGGUCCUAACACAAAAGAAAGAAUUUUACUAACAAAACUAGCAUUAUCAGCAAGCGGUCUUUCGAACGACGUUCUGCAAGAAAUUCGAUCUACAAUAACAAAAUUAGAAGUAAUAACAAACAUUGGAUAUUUAAUGGCGAGAUUAUGCGAUUGUUCGUUUCUUUAUUGGCAUCAAGUACUCUUACCGGUCUAUUUCGGAAAAUUAAUCGAAACAAGAUGCGAUUUAUCACGGACUUACCUAUUAUUAAAAGCUUUAAGUGAUUCAACAAAUAUAAACAAGUCAUUUUCUUUAACCAAAAGGAAUUUAGUGAAACAAGAGUUAAUUAAUCCUUUAACGCAACAAGUUGAGACCCAUUUACGUUUGCAAACGCAUUUGCAUUUACAAUUACCGCCGAGCGAUCCGUUUCAAAAUCCGCCCCCGUUUUCAUUUAAAAAAAUUUUCCCCGGAUUACUCGAUAAAAAAUAUUUAGAUAUAAAAAGCGAGGUUGAACACGAUUUAGGUACCACUUUUUAUAACUUAACGACCGUCGCACAACACGAUUGGAAAACGUACGUAGAAAUGAGACGUUUAGCUUAUUUACAAUAUGGUUUGGAAGCGGUAGAAAGUAAUUUACCGAUGCAAACAUUAGAACAAGGUCUAGACGUUUUGGAAAUAAUGCGAAACAUUAACAUUUUCGUUAGUAGAUAUUUAUACAAUUUAAAUAAUCAAGUUUUUGUCGAAGAAUGGAGCAACAAUAAACAUUUAAAUACGAUUAACAUAUCACACGUUGCAAACUCGAUAAGAACACACGGAAUUGGGAUAAUGAAUACCACCGUGAACUUUACUUAUCAAUUUUUGCAAAAUCAGUUUUUUGUGUUUUCGCAAUUUAUGUUCGACGAAUUGAUUAAAUCGAGGCUAUUAAAAGAUAUCCGUUUUUUUACCGAACACAAAUCGGAAUUAAAUCAAAUGUACCCGUUCGAACGUGCCGAAAAAUUUAACAUUGGAAUUAAAAAAUUGGGCUUAAACGAGGAAGGUUUAAGUCCGUUGGAUUUAUUUCGAAAAUUAAUCACACAAAUUGGAAAUGCCAUGGGUUACAUAAGAUUAAUAAGAUCCGGAGGUCGACGAUGUUUAUCAGACGCGACGUGUUUUAUUCCCGAUUUAAAAUCGGUCGACGAAUUCAAUAACACGCUUGAAAACACGCCGUUUAAUGAGAACACAAAAAAAUCAGCGUGCCAUUUAACGAGAGAUGUUAAAAUUUUAGCCGAAAAUUUCGAAGAAGCAACCGAAUAUUUUCAGUUAUUAGUCACCGUUUUUGCAUCGGUUUUUCGUAACCCUAGAAAUAUCCAUUUAAGAAAUUUUUACGUCAUUGUUCCCCCAUUAACAAUCAACUUCAUCGAGCAUUCUUUAGGGAGCAAAGAAAGGUUAAAUAAAAAGAACCGCGAAGGCGCCGCUUUUACAGACGACGGAUUCGCAAUGGGAUUAGCGUAUAUUCUUGAAUUAUUAGAUCAAACAAAUCAGUUAAAAACUUUGCAUUGGUUCGAAUCGGUUAAAGCAAAAAUAUUAAAUGACCGAAAAAAUUUAAAACAACAAUGGGACCUUGCCAGUAAAGAUGAUCAAAAAUUACAACAAACGUUAUCUUUAACCGAAAAAAGAGUUAAUUCUUAUGACGCGGAAUUCCAACUUUUAUAUUAUAAUUUGAGCAGUGCUAAAAUAUUUUUUGAAUCUUAAAUCAAGUUGCUUCGUUUAUUUGUUAAUAAAUAUAAAUUGUUUAUGAAAAAAUUAUAAUGUAAUGUUAUUUUUUAGUGU